UUUUCACACUCACCGGCAUCAUGUUGGCAGUCCUCCUCUCUGUCACACACACACACACACACACUGCAGGGUCCUCGUGCCGCGCUGCUACCUGUCCUCCUCCUGUCUCCUCCUCUGCGUCCUCAUCACAUCAUCCUGACUCCUCGGCUCCUCCUCGACCUGUUGCGGUGAACCUGCAGGCCUGAGGGAGGAGGAGUGUGUCUGCGGUGAGACGAGACCUCCGGACAGAAGAAGAAAUCAGGAGGCUGUGAGAGGAGGAGGGACAGCAGACAGCGCUCAGGAGGAGUUCUGAAUGAACGGAGCAGAAAACAAAGAGGAGGAGGAGGAAGAGGAGGAGGAGGAGGAGGAGGAAGAGGAGGAGGAGGAGGAGCGGCUCUCCUGCUGGGUGAUAAUCCUGCUCAACGUCCACAAGCCGUCUGCCCUCUCGGGGUGUUUGGAUCACAAGCGUUCAAUCAACACAGCAACACCGCCCGCCGUCUUCAUCCUCCAAACACGAACAUGAAGGGCAAAGAGAAGCAGGGUCGGGAGCUGGCGGCCUCGAAGAAGACAAAGAUGGAAGCGAGCAGCAGUGAGGAAGAGGACUCUGAUGUGGAGAGGAACUUCAUGCUGCUCACCGAGAGAGGAGGAGGAGGAGGAGGAGGAGGAGAAGAGCAGAACGCAGAGGAAGACAUCAGUGAUGAUGAUGAUGAUGAAGGAUCUGAUAGUGGUGAGGAUGAGGAGGAAGAAGAGGAGGGAUCAGAUGUUGGAGAGGAAGACUCUGACGGUGGUGAGGAAGAGGAUGAAGACAGUGAAGAGGAGGAUGAUGAAGAGCCAGAGGCCGCUGGAGGAAGCGGUGAGAUCGAAACAAGAGAGGACAUAAAGAACGAACUUUCCAACAUGUCCUUUGAGGAGAUCAUGAAGCUGCAGAACAAAGUGGGAACAAAGGUUUAUAAUGAGGUUGCGUACGGCAGCAGCAAGCGUGUCGAGAGCGGAAAGAAGAAACGACUGAACAAGAACAGACCCAUGGAGAUCUCAGCAAAGAGACCAGCUCCGUUCCUCCGUCAGGUCGUCUCCGUCAAGAAGCCUAUGUCGAGGGAUCCUCGAUUUGAUGACCUGUCAGGAGAAUACAAACCUGAGAUCUUUGAGAAGACGUACAGAUUCAUUAACGACAUCAAACAAGGAGAGAAAGAGAUCAUCCAGAAGACGCUGAAGAAGACGAAGAGCAACACGAAGGCGGAGAAGCUUCAGUUCCUCCUGAAGAGAAUGGAAAACCAGGAGCGAGCGAGGAAGAGCCGCGAGGAGCAGAGAGAGAGAGAGCUGCAGUUCAAGAGGGAGCAGAGAGAACGAGCCAAUCAGGGAGCUCGCCCGUUCUUCCUCAAGAACUCGGAUAAGAAGAAGCUGCAGCUGGCGGAGAAAUAUCAGGAGCUGAAGAAGAGCGGAAAACUGGAGAACUUCCUGAGCAAGAAGAGGAAGAGGAACGCCGGGAAGGACCGCAGGAAGCUCCCCAAACAGCUGCAGAACCAGCAGACGGCGUGAAGAAGAACGAGCCGGAGGCGUGAAGGACAACCCGUCUGUCUGACCUUCAGUCUGUCCUGUAGUGACACGCCUCAGCCUGCAGGGGGAGCUGCUGUCUGAAGGAAUGACUUCAGUCCGACUUUUCUUUCCCUGUCAAUCAUGCUCUGUUGGAGCAGUUCUGUGGUGCAUUCAAUGACACUGGGAAAGCUGAUCAACCACAUCUUUUUGAAGGUUCAUCCUUCACCCGGAGAGAGUGAGAGUCUGACACAAGACGUUAAAACCACGUCUCCCUGUCUUCAUGUGUGAAUGAUGACGCCCUCUGAUGUCACAAACACAUCGUCAUUUCGGCCAGAAAUGUAAACUACACGUUUGAUCUCCACUGGACUGAAACGACAGGAGAAUGUUUUCCUGAAUGAUCCGUCUUCACGUCGUUUAAAGAACCUUUUCAUGUCCGGUCACAGCUGUGCAGAUGUUUCAUUUGAUCUCUGGAAAUAUUAAGCUUCACCUCAAAACUCUGAGUAGUGUCAAACUUUGAAAAUGUUUUUUUUUUUUUU
This is a messenger RNA of Labrus bergylta (ballan wrasse), 2048 nucleotides long. It is a transcript of the gene rrp36, whose product is annotated as ribosomal RNA processing 36. NCBI's taxonomy places the organism in Eukaryota, Metazoa, Chordata, Actinopteri, Labriformes, Labridae. Gene Ontology annotation, cellular component: 90S preribosome; nucleolus. Gene Ontology annotation, biological process: maturation of SSU-rRNA from tricistronic rRNA transcript (SSU-rRNA, 5.8S rRNA, LSU-rRNA). The record is from RefSeq and is a predicted model, not a curated record.